UUGAUACGAAAUACAAAACAUUAUUCCUCAAAGCGGUCCAAAAUGGGCGACGCUACUAACAAGCAAAUUUUGUUUAUUACGCUGAUGCUUUUUCUAAUGGCGCUCAUCUCGUUUAUUUUUUCGGAAACGUGGAUAAAAAAAAAUUGGGAUAAGCAUUACUAUCUCGGCUUUGGGCGUGUAAACGGGGGGAACUUUUUCCUUCGCUUUCUCUCGUUUAUUGUGCUGUACCACAAUAUGGUUCCCAUUUCGCUGAUAGUUAUCCUCGAGUUCGUGAAGUACGUACAGGCCACGUGGUUGAUCGCUAAGGAUUUAGAAUUAUACGAUGCGGAAACCGAUACGCCUGCCUCGGUCAGGACCUCGAGUUUGAAUGGGGAACUUGGACAAGUGCAGUAUAUAUUUACUGAUAAGACGGGGACGCUAACCAGGAACGUUAUGGUUUUCAGGAAAUGUUCCAUUGGAGGAGAAAUGUAUGGCAUACUUCCUGGCGAAAAAGUUCCGGAGGGAGUCCCAACAGAAUACCUUGAUCAAGAAGGAGCGCUGCGCUCUGAUAUUCACGACUUUGUUGAUCCCCGACUCCUUAACGAUCUCUGCAGUACAGCGCCCAACGCUUCUGUGAUUCGCCAGUUCCUUACUAAUCUUGCCGUCUGCCAUACUGUCAUUCCCGAAGUUCAUCGUAAUGAUACGGGUACAAUUGGUUACCAAGCUCAGUCUCCCGACGAAGGCGCGUUAGUUUCCGGCGUUAAAAGUUUGGGCUUCUCCUUUAACGUGCGAACUUCUAAGGACGUCAUCAUCAACGUUCUUGGCCACGACGAAGUUUACGAAAUUUUAAAAGUAUGUGAAUUUACUUCUGCGCGUAAGAGGAUGUCCGUGAUAGUUCGCACUCCGCAAAAUAGAAUACUUUUGAUGUGCAAAGGCGCCGAUAAUGUUAUAUUUGAAAGGCUCGGGCCUGACCAGCCAUAUUUAGAAGCUACAGCAAACCACUUAGAGUACUUCGCUAGUCAAGGACUGCGAACUCUCUGCAUUGCCGUGGCGGAACUUUCAGAAGACGAGUAUGCCCAAUGGAGUGAAGACUUUGACAGUGCUUGUCGGUCAUUGGGCGAUAGAGAACAAGAGGUUGCUCAGACCUGCGAAAAGAUAGAAAAGGAAAUGUUUCUUCUUGGCUGCACUGCUAUUGAGGAUAAGCUCCAGGAAGAGAUACCAGAAACACUCUCGGCUCUUCUGUCGGCGGGAAUAAAAGUAUGGGUGCUCACCGGAGAUAAACAAGAGACGGCCAUCAACAUUGGAUACGCCAGCCAGCUCUUCAAUCACCAAUCAGACCUACUGAUAUGCAACACCCGCACCCGGGAGGAAACCCAUCAAUGGCUGAUUAAUCAUAUUAAUUAUGCGCGUCAGAUGAUGCGUAACCGCCAACGGCCCAAUCCAGAAUCUUGUCUCGCUCUUGUCAUUGAUGGCGUUUCUUUGGCAUAUUCCAUGGAAGGGAGCCUUCAAUACUUUUUUGUGACGCUCGCGCUGAAGUGCCAUUCGGUGGUUGCCUGCCGCGUGUCUCCCCUUCAAAAAGCGCACGUCGUCCAGCUUGUCCGGGGAGCCACCAAUGCCAUUACGUUGGCCAUCGGAGAUGGAGCCAAUGACGUCACCAUGCUCCAGACUGCCCACGUGGGCGUAGGCAUUAGCGGCAAAGAGGGUCUGCAAGCAGCGCGCGCCUCGGACUACUCAUUUGCGCAGUUCCGCUUUUUGAAGCGCCUUUUGCUCGUGCACGGGAACCUGUCGUACCGUAGGAUCGCUCACGUGGUUUUGUACACCUUUUACAAGAACAUCUGUUUAUACAUAAUCCAGUUCUGGUUUGCUAUGGCCAAUGGCUUCUCGGGCCAAAUCCUGUUUGAUGAGUGGAUGCUGGCCUUCUACAACGUUCUCUUUACAGCGCUUCCUCCGCUCUGUAUGGGGAUAUUUGAUAGGUUAUCCCACGUGAAAUUAAAACUUUUUAUUGGUUAA
Molecule: messenger RNA, 1989 nt
Organism: Zophobas morio
Lineage: Eukaryota; Metazoa; Arthropoda; Insecta; Coleoptera; Tenebrionidae
Product: phospholipid-transporting ATPase IA-like
Exons: 15
Coding region: 43-1989 (648 amino acids)
Biological process (GO): phospholipid translocation
Cellular component (GO): plasma membrane
Molecular function (GO): magnesium ion binding; ATP hydrolysis activity; ATPase-coupled intramembrane lipid carrier activity
Source: RefSeq, a predicted model, not a curated record